Drosophila bipectinata is the source of this 2203-nucleotide messenger RNA. RefSeq names its product calphotin. The record is from RefSeq and is a predicted model, not a curated record. Gene Ontology annotation, cellular component: RNA polymerase II transcription regulator complex. Gene Ontology annotation, biological process: positive regulation of transcription by RNA polymerase II. Lineage: Eukaryota; Metazoa; Arthropoda; Insecta; Diptera; Drosophilidae. Gene Ontology annotation, molecular function: transcription coactivator activity.
UCAUCAUCAGUUAAUCGGUUACGUUCGCUAGGUGCACUUCAUCCACUCCCAGACUCGCUUGUGACCUUAGUGAAGAUGAAACCCUUCGCCUUUGUUGUUCUGGCUGCCCUCUGCCUGACCUUUGCCCAAGGUCGUCCGGCCCAUCAGUACCUUCCGCCCUUGCCGGUCAAGGAGGCGGUGUCGGUGGCGCCCACCUUCCAGCAGGUGGUCCAGCCCCAGAUCCAGAGCCAGGUGCAGCAGGUGGUGCAGCAAGUGCACCAGCAGAUCCAUCCCCAGGUGGAGUCUAUUCAGGCCUCCAUUCCUCUGGCCAGCUUCACCAUCCAGUCGGGAGGACAGUACCCAAGUGCUCCAGCUCCAGCCCCCAUUUCGAUCCCAGCUCCGGCUCCAGCUCCUGUUGUGAUUAAUGCUCCAGCUCCAGCUCCGGCUCCAGCUCCGAUCUCCAUCCCUGCUCCUGCUCCCGUUGUGAUUAAUGCUCCAGCUCCAGCGCCAGUUGUGAUCCCAGCUCCAGUUCCUGCUCCCGUGGAGAUUGCCCAGCCAGCUCCCCAGGUGAUCUAUGAGGCUCCCAAGCCAAUUGUGGCCACCCAGACGGCGGUGCAGAACGCCUACCUGCCACCUGCGCCCGUCCAGCAGUUCGUUCCAGCACCCGAGCCCGUGGUAGAGACCAUUGUCCAGCAGCCAGCUCCUCAGGAGACCAUUGCCUACUCGGCCCCGGCUCCGGCUCCAGUGGCAGUGCCUGCACCAGCUCCAGUCCCAGUGCCCGUGCCCGUUGUCCAUGAGCAGCACCAGGUGAUCCAGCAGACCUACUCCGCUCCAGCUCCUGUCCAGCAGACCUACUCCGCUCCUGCUCCUGUCCAGCAGACCUACUCCGCUCCAGCUCCUGUCCAGCAGACCUACUCUGCUCCAGCUCCUGUCCAGCAGACCUACUCCGCUCCAGCUCCUGUCCAGCAGACCUACUCUGCUCCAGCUCCUGUCCAGCAGACCUACUCUGCUCCAGCUCCAGUAGUUCAAGAGUACUCUGCACCAGCUCCUGCUCCAGUAGUCCAGCAAUCAUACUCUGCUCCUGCCCCUGCUCCAGUCCAGAUCCAGGAACCAGUCUACACUGCUCCCGCUCCUGUUCAGGUCCAGGAACCAGUCUACACUGCCCCAGCUCCAGCUCCAGUGGCUCAGCAGACAUACUCCUACCCAGCCCCUGUGGUGCAGCAGGCUCCAGUCAUCCAGCAAGCUCCUGUCGUCCAGGAGGUGGUCCAACAGUCUCCAGUCAUCCAGCAAGCUCCUGUGGUCCAGGAGGUGAUCCAGCAGGCUCCUAUUCAGGAGGUCGUUCAGCAGGCUCCAGUCAUCCAACAAGCUCCAGUGAUCCAGCAGGCCGCUCCAGCUCCAGUGGUUCAGCAGUACUCCGCACCAGCUCCAGUGGUUCAGCAAUACUCUGCACCAGCUCCAGCUCCAGUCGUCCAGCAAACUUACACCGCUCCUGAGCCUGUUCAGCAGAUCAUCCCACAACAGCAGUACAGUGGUUACUCCUACCAAGCUCCUCAGCCCGCUCCAGUUGUGAUCCCUGCUCCCGCUCCUGCUCCAGUUGUGAUCCCUGCUCCUGCUCCUGCUCCAGUUGUGAUCCCUGCUUCUGCUCCAGCUCCAGUUGCGAUCCCUGCUCCUGCUCCAGCUCCAGUUGUGAUCCCUGCGCCUGCUCCAGCUCCAGUUGUGAUCCCCGCUCCUGCUCCUGCUCCAGUUGUGAUCCCUGCUCCUGCUCCUGCUCCAGUUGUGAUCCCUGCUUCUGCUCCAGCUCCAGUUGCGAUCCCUGCUCCUGCUCCAGCUCCAGUUGUGAUCCCUGCGCCUGCUCCAGCUCCAGUUGUGAUCUCUGCUCCUGCUCCAGCUCCAGUUGUGAUCCCUGCUCCUGCUCCAAUCCAACUGCAGCAGUCCUUUGUGCCCGCCCCGCCGGCUCCUAUUGAAAUCCAAGCCCAACCAGCGCCCCAGCCUAUCGUACAGUACACUCCUUCCGUUUCCGUUCCCGCUCCCGCUCCUGUGGAGGUCGGCACCACCUACGCCGCCAACGGAGGAUACCUGUACUAGUGAAGAGAUGCCCGUGAACGGACCCCGGGCGGAGGUCCGAACUCGCAUCGAGUUGGGGCACCGAAGGCCAUCUAGGCCGAUGGGUUCAUCCGAACUUAAUGUUACGUAGCCAAUUUUUAGCACCAAUUUUUUUUGUUAU